AUGCAUGUAAUACCAUACGGUUCUGGACAAAACUUAAGGACAUCCCAACUGGAGAGGACAACCGAAACAGCUUUCUCCAAUAAAGUCACUCUUUUAGAUACAUCAACCAAACAUGAAUCGCAGGAUGUUACCACAUCAACAAGUGUGUUCGCAAAUGUUACAGAGCUUCUUGACGAAGAAGAUAUGAAUACUCAAAAUAACGCACGAAAUUACCCCUUUAAUACAAAUACCACAGACGUAAGCCUACAAAUUAACAGACAAACUUCUGUUUCAAGUCAAGUGGCCGACGAAGGAAAACUUUUUAGCCCAGAGGAAAGUUUUGAUACUAUACCAACAGCAAAAUCAUUAUUACCCAAUGCGAUAAGAACUCCUGUUAUUACCUUAGGAACAAAAGGUAUUUCAGAGCAUUUUGAUAGAGAAGUUACAAAGGCAACAAUAAGAUCUGUAUCAAAAGUUAUCCCUGAUAAUUCUAUUGUUGCCUUAACAACUUCAGAUUCUUCAAGACAGACUGCCUCGGAAGUUACUGCAGAUACUUUAACGAACACUGAAAAUCCUACCGAGACUACUUCUGCUGGUUCUGUUGUUACCAUAGAGACAACAUAUUUUUCAGCUGAGACCGACAAGAAAGAAACUCCAGCAACUUUUACAACAACGACUGAAAAAUUGGCGAGGAAUAAUGAAGGCUAUAGUGUCACCUUAGCAACAACAAAAGAUUCGUCCAAGGAUUCCAACGAAGACACCGAAACAACUUUACCAAUAACCAAUACACCAAAACGGAAUACUUUAGACUCUGUCGCCACCUUAGCAACAACAACAACAGAUUCGUCCAAGGAUUCCGACGAAGACACCGAAACAACUUUACCAAUAACCAAGACACCAAAACGGAAUACUUUAGACUCUGUCGCCACCUUAGCUAAUGAGCAUGCUUCAGGACAGAUUGCAACAGAUUUUGAGAGGAUUCUAAAAAGCGAUCCAUUGCUGAAAAUCCCGUCAAAAUCUGUCCGUUUUGGUGGUUCCAAACUUGCAAUAUCUAACAUGGAAGAAGAAAUUUCGAACACAGGUUCUCUACAAGGAGCAGCUUCUGACAUUACGGUGGGUGAACUAGCUAUUUAUAUAAAGUAUCUCACAUGA
Molecule: messenger RNA, 1131 nt
Organism: Limulus polyphemus (Atlantic horseshoe crab)
Lineage: Eukaryota; Metazoa; Arthropoda; Merostomata; Xiphosura; Limulidae
Exons: 1
Coding region: 1-1131 (376 amino acids)
Source: RefSeq, a predicted model, not a curated record